Molecule: messenger RNA, 3847 nt
Organism: Mizuhopecten yessoensis (Yesso scallop)
Lineage: Eukaryota; Metazoa; Mollusca; Bivalvia; Pectinida; Pectinidae
Product: calmodulin-alpha-like
Exons: 6
Coding region: 208-804 (198 amino acids)
Cellular component (GO): myosin II complex
Molecular function (GO): calcium ion binding
Source: RefSeq, a predicted model, not a curated record
UGAUAGAUAUUUGUAUAGAACCGACUAACAAUGGUCUAGUAGAAUAUCUUCUGCGUCCAUUGUCUUGUAUCCAGUGAACCUACACUACACAAUCCGCAGACCGGCGAUCACGUAGUCACUUGUAUAUAUAUACAUAUAUAGUUAUGCAUUCUUAUUUAAAGUGCCUACUUACUCUGUAGACGGCGAAAACAGGAUACAGAUAUCAACAUGGCGGACCUACUGGAUGAAGACAAACUGGAAGAAAUCAAGGAGGCGUUUGGCAUGUUCGACACGGAAGACAAGGGCACAAUCCCCCUCAAAGAUCUUGGUACUUUGUUACGAGCGCUAGGAGAUCAACCUACCGAAGCAGAUCUAGAAGACACCGUGUUACAAAUAAAUGCCAUAUCUAAUGCGGUACCUCCACCUGACCAAAAGCCAGCUCCAGCGGAAGGCGAGGAAGGUGACCCGCCCACCGAGCAACAGGAGGAACAAGAAAGAGAACCACCAUCAUCGCCUCCAAAAUCUGCAUUUAAAGCGAGUGAAGUGAAAGGCACGCUAGAUUUGAAAUCAUUUCUUACUGUAUGUGGAAAGAGGCUGAGUAAGGAACGAGAUAAGGAGGCGGAGCUUAGGAGUGCAUUUAAGAUGAUUGACAAAGAAGGCACAGGUAUGAUAAAUGCUGCCACCUUGCGGCACAUCAUGGUGACACUUGGAGAAAAACUCGACGACGAGGAUGCUGAUGACAUGGUAUAUGAGGCUGACACGGAUCAUGACGGACAAAUCAACUGGGAAGAAUUCUGCGAAAUUUUACUGGAAAUGGAGAAGUGACCUGUACUUUUGUUAAAAUUCAAACUUUGCAGGCGGAACACAGAUCAAUUCUAAAUGGGCCCAUAACUAAACGUAGUCUUAUUUGAUGUUUUAUACGUAAGACAAACGUGUUUUUGACGAAGAUUUAGCAAGGGAAUGUUGACUACAUCUAUACAAACAAAUGGCGAUCAUAUUUACCAUGAUUGAUCGUCUAUUACAUGUAGUCAACAAUAUGUGUAUAUGCCAGCUGAGGGAAAAAAAUAAACAAUCGGUGUCAGUUUGUGAUAUUAAAUGGUGAUAAUUAUUCCCUUGGUGUUUUCUGAUAAUGGCCACGUCACUGCCUUGAUGCGCAGAGGAGUAAAUGGUUAACGGACGCUACAUAUAAGUGAUCAACAUCCACGCUAGUAUUUUGCAGACACACGAUACGCAUACCAAUAUUUCUUGUAACCCUUUCACCCCUAUGCUACUUUAGUAGACACUACCAUGCAUGUAUCUUGAUGAGUCCAGUAUGGUCUACAGUUGUGAAAGGGUUAACUUUAAGUUUCAAUUCACCUAUUUUGAUUAAAUAUGUUCAUCUUUGAUUAAAGUUGUAGAUUUUGAAAUCUUAAGACGUAUUCCGUCCCAUAUCUCUUUUAACUGAAUGUUUCAACUCACUUAUUUUGAUUGAAUAUGUUCUUCUUUGAUUUAAAUUGUACGUUUUGAAAUCUAUAUACAUCUUUAUGAAUGUGAUUUAUGUGAUCACUUGUGUAAUCGCGACAAAUGAAAUAUUUAUCUUUGAUUUAAUUUGUACAUUUCGAAAUCUUAAUGCAUUUUCAUGAUUAUGAUUUAUGUUAUCACCUGUUGUGAUCUUGAUAAAUAAAAUGCUUAUCUUUGAUUAAAGAAAAAUUUGAAAUCUCUAAAUGUUUCUGUAUGUUAGCAUUGAAAGGACCACAUUUUGUAAUGUUGAAAAAUAAUAGAAAAAUGUGGUAGGUAAACAUGGCAAUCAACGACAUUCAUAGCCGAUAUAACAAAGAUUACCGCCAGAAAAACAAAACCAUGAAUUGCCUUUUUGAAAUGUUUGCUUGUAAAUGCGGAAUGCCAAACAAGAUUAUCCUUUUAAUGCAUCGUAUCGCAACUUUGUCAAUGUAGAACUCAUUAGUUGAAUAAAAGGUUUUAAAUAAAAGAAUCCGUAUGUAAAGGUUCGAAAUGAUAUGUAGAAUACAACGAAAAAGUGAAGGGUACCGAAAGAACCCUCUAUGACGUCAUACAUUAAAAAAAUUGGCUAAACAGAUAACUUAUACAUCAACUUGUUUUUCCUGUUAACGACAAAGGGGCAUAACCGAUUUAUCCAUAUGUAAUAUAGCAAUACAUCAAAAAUACCUCCAGAAUAACUGGUCGAUUAGUCAGACAUAUAAAAUCAUCACAAACAACGGAAACGAUGAGAAAAAUGCAAGAAAAUGUGUCAAAUCUCCAGAAUAAUGCAAUUUAUUUCCACUGAAUAAAUCAUAUCUGCGCACAAAGCUAACAAUGCUGACUGAGGUUGGAAACAAGUGAGAUUUUACCUGUACACCAUUCAAAACACUACAGAUUCUCACUCAAGUAAUUAGACUUGACUUGUAUCAAUAGCAUUGUUAGCUUCAUGAAUUAUUGUAAAAUAUCCAAUGAAAAUACUUGCAAUCAGUUUUGAGAUUUUCUCGAUAAAAGUGAAAACAAGGAUGUUUCAGGAAUGCAUGUACAGGUAAGUUUUUUCAUGAAUUAAAAUAUCCAAUGCAAUUUCGCGGCACUCAAUUUCUUUUUAAAGUUGAAAAGGGUGUAUCUACCUCUGACCAAUGAAAUCGUUUACCAUAAUUCUAGUACGCUUCGUUCUAACGUAACAAAACGAUAUCGUAGACUUUGGCCAGACUCUCUGUUCGGCGUAGCUUGUGCAGAAUACAAGAAUCUGGUUGAACGAGACUAAUAUAACUAUAGCAGAGUUGGGUCAGGACACUUGUCAGUUAGAGCGGCAGUGUAACAAGCUACAUUCAAAACACCGCAGUUAGUUCUAAUUUGUUUAUUUCAUCAUCUUAUUUUCUCUCAUAAAAGUUUUACAAGGAAUGGUAUUCCUUUCAGAAAUUAUUAAGCAAACCUUUAGUCAUUCCAGAAAAAAACAGUUCCCAACGGGAUUCUACCACUAAUAUUUUUUAUCAACUGGGCCAGAAUAAAUUCCAGGUAACUGCCAACUUCUCGGGAGUGACAGACUGUGGUUGAAUUGCUCAUUUUGAACUUUGCCAUCCGGCUGAAAUUAAACUGUCUUGGUGCACAACCUAACCAUUAAAAUAUGACUUCAGUGUGAAGCAACAUCAAUUACUAAUGACUUCUGAAAGGACAAAACCGCUGUAUGAAGCAGUGUAACUCACUUUUUGGCAUAAGGUAUCUUUUACCAAAUUAAAAUGAUAAUUUGAUAUCCAAUAUAUUAAAUUAUAGUUUAUAUACAACGAUGUAUUCAGCUCCUCUUUUGUUUUAGCGGUUAUAAUGUUAUACGUUGUUUUGUAUAUACAUGUAGUUUAUAUCCAGCUCAUGAUAUUUCCCUUAUACAACCAUGAGCUGUUUGGUUAUUUAUUUAAUAAAGGAAUGGUAAUUAGUGGAUGAAAAAUUGACAAAUCGCAGAGCAGUAAAUUGUCCCAUAUAGGGGUCUCUUAAUUGGUAGCAGCCCCCUUCAUCCGGGGAGGCUGCAGUGAACCGCUGUUGUUUAUGUGUACCCACCCACCAUCCCCAGCUUCAUGCCAAGAUCAUAUAUGCAUUUAGGUUCUGCCAAUAUGAAAUAUAGUUUUAUUUCUUUCCCCCUUGUAAUUAGUAGCUGUUCUUUCCCCAAUGAAUGUAACGUUGAGCAAGUGACAGUAUUACUUGUACCAUUUAUACUUGCCUGUGGCAGGUAGUAUUGCUCUCCUGUAGGUUGUUUGGGCUACUCACUUCAGGAAGGUUGGUAUAUAUGCAGCUUCCCAUACAGUUUCCUGAUGUAUCUCGCUUUAGUUCUAGUCUAGCUUUAUUUAACUGGCUCAUUAUUAAAUUCUAGGGGAAUUAACCCCAAUAUAAACAUAGUUUUAUA